AUGUCAUCGUCAUCUGAAGGGAGGUACAAUAUGUAUAGUCAAGGUAGUAGUGGAUGGACAUCAAUGAGGAAUGAAGAAUUUCAAGAAGAAGAAAUUUGGGGUAAUUUCAUCAACGAAAGACGCGAAUUUGGUUCAUAUUUCAGUAGAAAUAAAGAGUCAACACCAAAUUUUAGUCCUAGAAGGCUGCCCACUGCAUCACAAAUGAUUCCAAGAUCAAAUAAGAGUUCAAUUCACGAACCUAAAAUAACUCAACAUUCAGCUCCUGUAAACAUACCAGAUUGGUCAAAAAUUUAUGGGACAAAUUUCAAAAAAACCUCGUCGCGUGAUGAUGAAAAUGGUGGAGGACAUUAUUCGGUAAGAAAUAGUACGGAAUUUGAUGAAGAAGACGAUGAUGAUGACGACGACGACGAUGAAGGGGAAAUGAUGCCUCCACAUGAAUGGAUUGCUAAAAAACUUAAAAGAAGUAAAAUAUCUUCUUUCUCAGUGUAUGAAGGUGUUGGAAGAACUCUCAAAGGGAGAGAUUUGAGCAGGAUGAGAAAUGCAAUCUUAAGUAAAACAGGGUUCCUUGAAUAG
This is a messenger RNA of Solanum dulcamara, 573 nucleotides long. Its product is annotated as protein S40-6-like. Bases 1 to 573 code for a protein of 190 amino acids. NCBI's taxonomy places the organism in Eukaryota, Viridiplantae, Streptophyta, Magnoliopsida, Solanales, Solanaceae. The record is from RefSeq and is a predicted model, not a curated record. The transcript has a single exon.